Messenger RNA from Racocetra fulgida, 469 nucleotides. The record is from the annotation of a GenBank genome assembly. Lineage: Eukaryota; Fungi; Glomeromycota; Glomeromycetes; Diversisporales; Gigasporaceae.
AUGAUGCUGAAACGUCGAUCGACCGAAAACUCAAUUGAGGUCUGGACAUCAUUGGGACUCAUCGAGUCCUCACCGAAACGUCGAUCGACCGAGGACUCAACUGAGGAUUCACUGAGUCUUAGUCAUCAUUGGGACUCAUCGAGUCAUCACCGAAAUGUCGAUCGACUGAGGUCUGGUGAUCAUUGGGACUCAUCAAGUCCUCACCAAAACUUAUCAUCGGGACUCGUCAAGUCUCCACCAAAACUUCGAUUGACCGAGGACUCAACUGAGGUCUUUGUCAUCAUUGGGACUCGUCGAGUUCCCACCGAAACGUCGAUCUACCGAGGACUCAAACGAGGUCUUGGGCAUCAUUGGGACUCGUCGAGACUCAACUUAAGUUUGGGCAUCAUUAGGACUCAUCGAGUCCUCACCGAAACGUCGAUUUACCAAGAACUCAAACGAGGUCUUGGGCAUCAUUGGGACUCGUCGA